UAUGCCUUUUCUGAGUUCGAUAAACAGUAUGCAUCGUGGUCUAGAUUCGGUACAAACAACACCAUAUAAAGUAUGAUGUUUGUACCGACGCUAGAACGCUAAAUAUAGACAAUGAUGUCACACAAUGCAUGAUAUAACUGCUUGACCGAGGUUGCAAAUCUAUCACAAACUCAAGAUGGAACUCAAUGAUCUUUCCUUAUUCUUGGCUGCGAAUUGGUUCUCUAUUAGUUUUGUAGUAUGUUCCUCAAUUAUUCUGUAUUUCUGGGGCAUUGCUCCUUUUCGACGCUCUACGAUUGUCGCUGCUGUAGGCGAUGUUCCUGGACCAACUCCGUUACCUUUCGUGGGUAAUAUUCUCGACCUCAUAAAGUUUAAAGGCCAGUUCCACUUGCAAAUCGACCACUACUACAAGAAAUAUGGUCGAUUAUUUACAAUGUUUCUAUUCGAGAAGAAGCCCUCGUUAGUGGUGAGUGACCCAGAGAUGUUAAAAGAGAUAAUGGUCAAAGAGUUUCAAAGCUUUCAUGAUCGUCCGGAUUUAAUGGAACUGCCAAAGCCAUUUGACUCCAUGAUGACUGCAGCAAAAGGAGAAACUUGGCAUCGCAUUCGCACUACGCUAUCACCAACAUUCAGUGCUCAUAAAAUGAAAUUGAUGAUUCCACUGUUGAAUAAGUCAUGUGAUCUACUAGACAAGAAAUUAGAACAUGAUGCUGAAACAGGAAAAACCAUUAACAUUUACAAGUAUUACCAAGGUCUGACCAUGGAAGCAAUUUUAGCCACCUUUUUUGGCAUUGACUGCAAUGCACAGAACGAUUACGACGAUCCAGCAUUUAAAGCUGGAAGAAACAGCCUUGAUCCAGGCCCGGUCAGACGAUUCAUCACUGGUCUUAUAGCAGUCGUACCAUUUGGUCCAUAUCUUGUGAAAUUUUUCCCGUCGUUUUUCAUUGGCCAGUUUCAAGAUCUUGUUCACUUGACAGAGAAGAUGAUUGAAGCUAAAAGAAGCGGGGAUAGUAAUCAGAGAAAGGAUGUACUUGGCUUGAUGCUGAACCACACUAAUGAUCAAGACGUUCCAGAGAACAAGAGGCUGACAGAGAGUGAAGUUAUUGCUCAAAGUAUGGUGUUUCUAUUUGCUGGCUAUGAGACCACGAGCAACGUCCUCUCCCUGGCCUGCCAUCACAUAGCGACUAGCCCAAAUGUCCAGGAAAAGUUGCAGAAGGAAAUCGAUGAAGUGUGGAGUGAUGAAGACCAGGCACCGUCGUACGAUGUUGUCCAGUCGUUACCUUAUCUUGAUAUGGUGAUCUCGGAAACACUUCGUCUCUACCCACCAGCUUUUGCGACAACCCGAGAGUGCACCAAAGAUUGUGUUAUCAAGGGUCUUCCUAUCAAGAAAGGAACUUCGAUAUUCACCGCUGUCUACAGCAUGCAUCGUGACCCUGAGUUCUUCCCAGACCCCGACACCUUUGACCCAGAACGCUUCAGCGUCGAUGCCAAGGCGUCACGUGAUCCCUACACCUACCAUCCCUUCAGUCAUGGUCCACGCAACUGUAUUGGGAUGAGGUUCGCCCAGAUGCAGAUGAAGCUGGCUAUAGUGCGCAUUUUGAAGAAAUUCAACUUUGUAGUUGCGCCUGAAACUAAGAUUCCACCGGUUGUCGAAGUGAAGCAGAUUCUGGGCUGCUCUGAUGGUAUCUUUCUCAAGGUUGAACGCAGACACUGAAGCUACAUAAUAUACCUUUUUAGCUUGGACGUAAUUUCUUUCCAUUUAAGACCAAAUGUUAUUCUUUAGAGAACCAUUUCUUUGUUUAAUGGCUUCACAUGAGAAGACACAUGAAUAUGGAUGCAGCUAAAACAAAAAAUCAUUUUCUCAAGAAAAAGAAAUGCGCUCUGUAAUCGGAAAACAUUCCGUCCAAGCUAAUUUUUUAUUUUUUUUAUUUUUUAUUUUGCAUUAGGAGUUGCAAGAUAAUUAAUGGUGUUACAGUCAUUCUCAAUGGACCAAAUCCACUUGGGCGUAAUCUUUUCCCAUUUCAGACCACUUGUCAUUCCCUACAUUAUUAUUUCUUUGCUUGGCGGUUGUUAAGAAGAAGGCGCAUGCAUAUGGAGACAACUCAAACAAAGAACCUUAUUCUGAAGAGAAGGCAAGUGGUCUGUAAUAGGAAAACAUUUCGCACAAGUCGAUUUGGUCCAUCCAUAGUAGCAUGCGCGAUGAAACCGUCGUCUUCACCGUUUCCAUCACAUUCCAUAGGCACGUGCAAUUUCAAUUUUUUGCCAAUUCUCGACUUUCACAUCCCCAUAAUCCUUUGCGUCUUUGGGGGGUAACCAGAGGGUAAAAACCCACUUAUUUUGCUGAAGGCUGAUCAG
This is a messenger RNA of Actinia tenebrosa (Australian red waratah sea anemone), 2349 nucleotides long. Its product is annotated as cytochrome P450 3A24. Gene Ontology annotation, molecular function: oxidoreductase activity, acting on paired donors, with incorporation or reduction of molecular oxygen; iron ion binding; heme binding. NCBI's taxonomy places the organism in Eukaryota, Metazoa, Cnidaria, Anthozoa, Actiniaria, Actiniidae. The record is from RefSeq and is a predicted model, not a curated record.